CCGGCCCACUUCAGCUCCCUUCCUCUUCUUUUUCCUUCGCUACCUCCACUCCUCUCCCCCCCCCCCCCCUCCUUCGUCCACAUGGCUUUCUCCUCCCUCGCCCUCUUCCUCCUGCUGGUGCUCCUGGCGGGCGCGACAGAACCUGAGGAAGUCUCGAGGCUCACCGUCAGUCUCUCCUCCCCGCACUGCAAGCAGGUCGACAGUUCCUUCAGCUGCGACUUCAAGAAUAUAGAGGAGCCGGUGUUCCUCGACGAGCUGCCGACCCCCAGAACCUCAAAGGUCUUCCUGCACAAUGCCGGCAGCGUGACGGUGGCGGCGAAGGUGUGUAUUCACCUGGCGUUCUUCGGCGUCUCCAGCAUCACCUUCGACAGGAACAGCGAAUGCCCGACCGACGCUAAGACCUCCCUCCGGCUGGUCGACUCAGGGGCCAACCUCGUGCCUCGUCAUGUGAUCCGCCUCGACAUGGAGGAUUCGUCGGCGACGGUGCUGGAUACCGAGGCGGAGAUGGUGUCCCUGAACCUCUUAAGAUCCUCGCUGGGCGUCCUGCACGUGCCGAAGCCCUUCCGCGCCAACACCAUCAUUAAGCUUGAACACUCGACUAUCUCCUCGAUCGACGGACUCGUCUUGGAGGGCUCCCAGCUGCUUAUGAUCAACACCACCGUCGACACCAUCAAGAGGCACGGCAUCCAGCUGAGGGACUCCUCGGGCAGCAUCUGGCUCGGCUCCUUCAAGGAGACGUAUGAUCAGGCUCUGCUGCUCGGGGCCAAGUCGACGCUGACGCUCAAAGGCAUCGAUGGGAAGAUCACGCUGGCCGGGUCGGAGGAGGCCUCAAGUCUCCGGCACAUACCGACUACUACUUCACGUCCUUCUACUACAAAUCCUCCUUCUCGAGAACCUUUGCCACCUGGUGUGCCUCCCAAGAACGUGAACUUGCCAGAACCUCCCUGUCCGCGCGGUUCUAGCAUAUUCUGGCUCCUUCCGACGGGCUUGGCGCUCGUGGAAGCAAUGAUCAUCCUGGUCAACUGCACCAACUGGUUCCCGGCGCUCAAAGGCGGACGCUUGCGAAGGGGCGUGGAAGAGGGCGGGCGGAGCACGAACACUCUGGAGGGCGUGGCGACUGCAUACAAUCCCAUCCCUGCGUUCUACUAUAGCAAUGAGCCGACCGGGUUUUCAAGUAUGAGUAUGCGGAACAGGCACGAUAAAGCGGCUUGAUUAUGAAGAACAACAAUAAUCUGACUGUAAACAACAAUGCUACUUCGUGUUCCUGAGUGUGUUGUGUUCCUAUGUAUGCAUGUGUAUGUGUGUGUGUAUGUGUGUGUGUGUAUGUGUGUAUGUGUGUGUGUAUGUGUGUGUGUGUGUGUGUGUGUGUGUGUGUGUGUGUG
Molecule: messenger RNA, 1382 nt
Organism: Penaeus chinensis
Lineage: Eukaryota; Metazoa; Arthropoda; Malacostraca; Decapoda; Penaeidae
Exons: 2
Coding region: 82-1212 (376 amino acids)
Source: RefSeq, a predicted model, not a curated record